AUAGUAAACAUAAUACGCUUUUGCACACCGAAGAGUCAAAGCCUACUUCAUUUCAAGACCCAAUGCCUAGUAGUUCUAGUGUUGCGUUGCCUAUUAAUCAUUCAUCAUCAUCCAUUGCUUUCGCCAAAGAAAAUAAUAUCGUUUUGUCGAGUAAUGCUCCUAUACAAUUUACUACUUCUACGCAUGUUUUACUGUCCACAGCUAUGGUGAAAGUGAUUGACGACAACGGCAACAGCAUGGACGCACGGCUUCUACUCGAUAACGGCAGUACGGCAAAUUUUAUAACGCAGUCGCUUUGCAGUAAACUAAAAUUAUCUACACGUUCCGUUACAAACAUGAAGGUGGAGCAUUUGCAGCGUUAUCAAAGAAUCAAUUAUAUAAAGCAGCAUUUUUGGAAGCGGUUUUCUAAAGAAUACGUCUCUUUACUUCAAACAAAAACUAAAUGGUUCCAUUCAACAGGACAACUAUCUGUCGGAACUCUUGUAUUAUUGAAGGAAGCAGGUCAACCUCCUCUACUGUGGCCAUUGGGACGAGUCACCAAAAUUUAUCCUGGCGUCGAUGGAGGCUCAAGAGUGGCAGAACUAAAGAUGAAAGGAAAAACUGUUCUACGGAGCUACAAAAACAUCUGUCCUCUUCCCUUGGACUAGAACCUUCUCGUCACUCUGCUACCACAACUCUUCCAUUACAACCACUUACAUCUGUUUCUUCACAGCCGUGGGCCCAUCACACUGCUUCUUUGAACAAAGGUGUUCAACCCGGGGAGGAUGUUCGCGCCCGAGAUGCGGGCAACACUAUAAGCGGGCGGAGCGGCGUGCGGGUGAAGAAACGUCACUCAAAAUCUCGACCGGCUGCCGAUGCAUACGCGCACCGUAUAAUUUGUCUUUUUGCAACUUUGUUAAUUCCAAAAUAAACCAUUACAACCAAGCAACUGUGUUUGGC
Papilio machaon (common yellow swallowtail) is the source of this 939-nucleotide messenger RNA. RefSeq lists its product as uncharacterized. Lineage: Eukaryota; Metazoa; Arthropoda; Insecta; Lepidoptera; Papilionidae. The record is from RefSeq and is a predicted model, not a curated record. The coding region runs from base 63 to 647 and encodes 194 amino acids. The transcript is spliced from 2 exons.